Messenger RNA from Populus nigra (black poplar), 1290 nucleotides. Its product is annotated as probable carboxylesterase 8. Gene Ontology annotation, molecular function: hydrolase activity. The transcript has a single exon. Lineage: Eukaryota; Viridiplantae; Streptophyta; Magnoliopsida; Malpighiales; Salicaceae. The record is from RefSeq and is a predicted model, not a curated record. The coding region runs from base 86 to 1063 and encodes 325 amino acids.
UCCAUUCACUUCCCUUCCUUCUAGUAAUUCCUCCUCUUGCAUACUGUUCUUCAUCUCCCUUAGAAUUUACUACCUUGUCUUGACCAUGUUAGCUUCCUCUGUCAAGUUAACAGAUCUCUGCGAUUUUGUGGAGAAUCCAGAUGGCUCACUCACUAGAAACAGCCCAUUUCCUGACGUACCACCAACAGAACAAAUAACUCCAGGCUCCAAAGAACUUUCGCUCUCGAAAGACAUCCCUCUAAACCCCAACAACAAAACAUUUCUUCGUUUAUUUCGCCCCCUAAAUCCCCCUCAAAACACCAAACUCCCUCUCAUUAUUUACUUUCAUGGAGGUGGCUUUGUUCUUUACAGUGCUGCAACUCUUGUUUUCCAUCAAACAUGCAGUGACAUGGCUUCUCACUUCCCCGCUCUCGUCCUGUCUGUUGACUAUCAUCUUGCCCCUGAACAUCGCCUUCCCGCUGCAUAUGAAGAUGCUAUGGAGUCUAUCAAGUGGGUCCAAAAACAAGUUUUGGAUAUCAACGGCCCUUCUUGUGAACCUUGGUUUAAAGAGUACCUUGAUUUUUCAAGGUGUUUCUUGAUGGGCAUGAGUGCUGGUGGCAAUAUUGCUUACCAUGCAAACUUGCUUGCCUUGAAUAUUGAUAUCAAACCCUUGAAAAUCAUUGGUUUGAUAUUGAAUGUCCCCUAUUUUUCUGCUGUCACCAGGACUGAAUCAGAGAAGACGUUGAUCGAUGAUCUGGUUUUGCCAUUGGCUACUAGUGAUAGGAUGUGGGCUCUGUCUUUGCCUGAAGAUACCGAUCGUGAUCAUGAGUAUUGCAAUCCCAUUGGUGGCGGGUCUCUUGAAAAGAACAAAAUCGAACGGCUGCCGAGGUGUUUCUUUAGAGGAUACGGUGGGGAUCCACUUGUUGACAAGCAAAAGGAACUGGUGAAGAUGUUAGAGUCGCGUGGAGUGGACGUGGUUGCGAGGUUUGAUGAGGAUGGCUUCCAUGGUGUGGAGGUUUUUGAUCCUGCAAAAGCCAAGGCUUUGUAUGACUAUGUUAAAGAAUUUGUUUACACAACUGUUUAAUGAUCAUAGUGUUGGCUACGUACAUCAACCGUAAGUAAGGUGUCUGGUUUGAUCAGUACUGUUUGUCUUGAUUAUAUGCAAGUCGCUUGAUCACACAUGAACCCUUCCGGUGCGUGAGAAUAACACUGGUGCUGUCGAAACCACCCAUGCUAGCUUUGUAAUGGAGUUGCCUUUUCUUGUAAUAAAUUUUGUAUAGAAAAGCAAUAAUAAUAUUAUCAUUGAAAAUA